AUGAAGGGAUAUUUAAUUUUCGCUUUUUUCUUAAUCCUUACCAUCGGUACGGAGUUGGCAUUUGGCGAUUGCCUUUCUGGAAGAUAUGGAGGCCCUUGCGCAAUAUGGGACAACGACACUUGUCGUAGAGUAUGUCAUGAAGAAGGAAUCGGUGGUGGACAUUGCAGUGCUAGUCUGAAAUGUUGGUGCGAAGGAUGUUAA
Molecule: messenger RNA, 201 nt
Organism: Diabrotica balteata
Lineage: Eukaryota; Metazoa; Arthropoda; Insecta; Coleoptera; Chrysomelidae
Source: the annotation of a GenBank genome assembly